Messenger RNA from Gekko japonicus, 1655 nucleotides. RefSeq names its product Yae1 domain containing 1 (gene YAE1). The record is from RefSeq and is a predicted model, not a curated record. Bases 354 to 1013 code for a protein of 219 amino acids. The transcript is spliced from 4 exons. Lineage: Eukaryota; Metazoa; Chordata; Lepidosauria; Squamata; Gekkonidae.
GUUCAGUUUUGUGAGGACGGGUGGCCGGUGUGCGAUCGGGAGGCUCGGCGGAGGAUUCGUCCCUCUCGGUGUCAGGCGCGGACCUUCCCUGUUGCCUCGCCGUGGAGAGGCGCUACCCUCCUAACCUACUGAGUGGCCAAAGGAGCGCUGGAGGAAAAGGAGAAGUAACUUUACGGGACUAGAAAAGCAACCGUGAUGCUACGCUCAGUUGGUGAUCAGUGUGAAUCGUCUGCACCUGCUCUUGCUGAAGAUAUUUUAUUUAAAUCAGUGUUCCUUUGCUGCAGGCUUCCUUCUGGUUGCUUGGAGUUUCUGUGAUGCUUUCUUAAAAACUCAGUGUAGAUCGCGCAGACAAAAUGUCCUGGGUGCGGUCAGCUGUGAGCCAGCCCAAUGACGAUGUGUUUGAUGAAGAUGCAGAUGAGAUGGGCAUAGCACAGAAAGAAUGGAAAAGCACCAUGGAGAAACGAGUCAAAGAAGGCUAUAGGGAAGGAGUUGAAGCCGGGAAAGAACUGACGCUUCAGCAGGGUUUUAAUCAAGGGUAUGAAGAAGCAGUAAAGGUUAUGUUCUCCUGUGGUCAACUCAAAGGGAAUGUAAGUGCUCUUUUGUCUUGGUGUCACAACAACCGAUGCGAUUCUGCAGUGCUGAACAGAGUUACUGAUUUGCUGAAUGAAAUUAAAAAAUACGAAGAGGAUACGAUUAAGGAUCUUAACUGUACCCACCCACAACCCUCUCUUACAGACUUACUGGAUACAGUUGAGGACAUGGACCUUGGUUAUGUACAUUCACCAGAGGACCAGCCGAAUGGAGCUAGAGAACAACAAACAGGUGAAAACGGCACACAGUUUUGUGGACCUCGUUGCACAAGUAGUGGGACUGCUUCUUUCCAAAGCGAAUGUUGUCAGAGAUCGAAAGGACACGCAGCUUCUGUGAGGCCAAGCCUUCCUUGGCUGAAAGAAAGAACUGUCAGUUUAAUGGAGCAAUUAGGCUUGUCUCCAAGCCCUCUGGACCACAUCUAGGAAUUGCAAAGUUAAUUUAUGGAGAAUAAAGUGCAAUCUGUUACAGAAGCGACUUCUGAACUCCUAAGCCCAGAGAUGGAUACAUUCCAAGUUGUGCGGGAUUUCUGAAAACAAAUAUGGUUGCAAUAACCAUCGCAUACAUUGAGCCUUUAUACAAUAGAAAACCUUUGGUCUUGACUCUUGCAUGAUUUUAGUGCCUUUUGCAGGUCAGAGUUAUAUCUGCUUAGGGAACAACAUUUAUACUCUCCACUGUCAGCAUAAUUCCCAUUGUGUUUGAGCAAACGCCAGACCACUAAGGCUCUGCACCUCCAGCUAGAACUAAGCUUUAUUGAACAAAGUAGGACGGGUUUUUUUGCCACGUUUAGGGUCAGGCAAAGUGUCUAUAAUUUUCCAGAAUAAAGGUCUGUAGUAUUUGAACAAGACAGGAGAUGGAAAGUGUGUCCAUGUAUUCAUAAAUUUCAAGUUAGCCAAAGGGCAGACACUAGGGAAGGGGAGGCAUAAGGCAGGGAAGACAAGAUCACUCAUGAUCCUGGCAUAGAUAGAACAAGGCAAACCGGCACCUGUGGUGAAUUUUUUGUUGCUCAUUCUCUGAAGAACCGUUUUAAGGCUGCAGUAUUUAGUCAGUUGAAAAACUUGUGAACA